AUGACGUUUGAAUUUUUCAGCCAAGAAGUAAAUCCAAACAUCUCUGGGAAGGACUCAUCAUCAUCUCAAUUGUCUACAGGAUCCAGUGAGAGUGACAGUGAGAGCUCAGACGUGGACGGAACGAGUGUGACCGAGACAUCAGUGGACUCAGAUAGCGAGAUCAAGUAUAAGGGAUUCCAAAGUAUAAAGACUUCAGGGCGACAGUUUCCAUCUUAUUCCCAGGAUUAUGGACAAGAACUCCACAAGUAUACACCCAAUCACAAAGAUACAUGGAUGUAUGAAAGAUAUGUGAAGAUCAGUGAAGUUUGUCAGACCCCACCAAAGAAAGAAGAAAAAGGAGUGACAACAGGCAGUAUUAUGGAGAACUUAGUGUUCCCCAAGAGUGUGUUUAAGCUGGGCAGUAGCUAUGGAGUAGAACCACCUCCUGUUAACAAGCAGGACCAGGACAUAUACAACCAUUUUGUUUUAGUUGGUUCCCAUGGUCCAGGGGAACCAAGCAAAAAGGAGAUACAGUUCUACAACAAAUACCUUAACAAGUUUCAUUGACCACAGGAAGUUAAAUUUUAAUGUGAGUGCUGAAGAAAAUACAUGUACAAUAAAACAUCAUUAUCUCCACAAAAAAAAAAAACUGGGUGAUCAUUGGUUGCAUGUCCUAAGCAGACCAAAAGUACAGUUUUCUGAAACUUAAUUGAAGCAAGAAAAAACUGGAGAGAUCAAGGGUAGAAAACUUAAGGAACAGGAUAUUGGGACUUCCAAAUUACUUGGAUAUAACCAUGGUAUUAAAAAUAUAGGUGUUAGAGAUGCUGAAGUUUAACUGUUAAUGCAGUUUCUCUACAUGUCUGAAGAAGGUAAUACAUUGACAAUCAAGUCAAUUCUAGAAACUUAGUAAGCUUCAGUAGAAUCAUCAGUGGUCUUGGGGGACCUCCUGUGUUUGUGGAUUUUGUUGGUCACAAAUUCCAUGAAUUUACACCCCCACAAACAAAUCUUUUGUCCAUAUUUUUAUCUUCUUUGUAUAUGAGGUACCUUAAAAGAACUAGGUUCUUAUGAACCAAGAAAAUGUUGCAUACCCCUAAACAUUUACCCCAAGGAAUUCAAUGAUUCCACAGUGUGUGUUGAGAUGCAACAUUUACUUUAAUUUGCUUUGGCUCACCAUUGCACAUGUAAGUGUAGGUUAUAGCCUUGAAGGAAAAAUGUGUUAAUGCAGGCAAUGGGAUUUUUUUCUCAAAAGACAUCAAUAAAUGCUAUUCUGAACCUUGAAUAAAGAAAUCUAAUAUGUAAAUGUUUAACCAAGCUCAGUAUGAGUCUUUUAGUGCCAUAUUGUUUUUAUUUACUUAAGUGUGUGCAAUAUUAAUUAUUGUUAUUUUUUAACAUUUGU
Messenger RNA from Saccostrea cuccullata (small rock oyster), 1375 nucleotides. RefSeq lists its product as uncharacterized. NCBI's taxonomy places the organism in Eukaryota, Metazoa, Mollusca, Bivalvia, Ostreida, Ostreidae. The record is from RefSeq and is a predicted model, not a curated record. The transcript has 4 exons. The coding region runs from base 1 to 546 and encodes 181 amino acids.